This is a messenger RNA of Echinops telfairi (small Madagascar hedgehog), 3491 nucleotides long. It is a transcript of the gene TOPORS, whose product is annotated as TOP1 binding arginine/serine rich protein, E3 ubiquitin ligase. The record is from RefSeq and is a predicted model, not a curated record. The transcript is spliced from 3 exons. Gene Ontology annotation, biological process: protein monoubiquitination; protein polyubiquitination. Gene Ontology annotation, molecular function: metal ion binding; ubiquitin protein ligase activity. The coding region runs from base 46 to 3153 and encodes 1035 amino acids. Lineage: Eukaryota; Metazoa; Chordata; Mammalia; Afrosoricida; Tenrecidae.
ACCGUCGAGUAGAGCCAGUCCAGGCUGCGGCGACCCACCGGCCCCAUGGGGUCGCAGCAGCCGCCAGGGGCGCCGCUGUCUCGCGAGGAGGGUGAGGCGCCCCCGCCCGCCCUGGCUCCGGAGGGUAGGCGGAGAAGUCGCCGGGUACGCCUUCGCGGAUCCUGCCGCCACCGACCCACCUUGCUGGGCCGUCGGGAGCUGACCGCCAGCGCCCCGGACGGGCCUGCGCCGGCAUCUUCGGAGAUAAUGGCAUCAGCAGCUAAGGAAUUUAAAAUGGACAACUUUUCACCUAAAGCAGGCACUAGCAAAUUGCAACAGACAGUACCAGCUGAUGCAUCUCCUGAUUCCAAGUGCCCUAUAUGCUUGGAUAGAUUUGAUAACGUGUCUUACUUAGAUCGCUGCCUACAUAAGUUCUGUUUUCGCUGUGUGCAGGAGUGGUCAAAGAACAAAGCUGAAUGUCCACUGUGUAAACAGCCCUUUGAUUCGAUUUUCCAUUCUGUGAGGGCAGAAGAUGACUUCAAGGAGUAUGUCCUAAGACCUUCAUAUAAUUUUUCCACCCCUGAUGUUCGACGAUUCCGCUACCGGACAACUAUGACAAGAGACCGAAAUACUUCUGUCUAUUCACCGACUAGUACUGUGAACAGAAGAACAUCAUCGCCACCAGAUAGUGGUGUGCUAUUUGAAGGAUUGGGCAUUUCAACAAGACCUAGAGACAGUGAAAUUCCUCAACUUAUGAGGCAGAUUGCAAUAAGGAGGCCAGCCACCACAGAUGAAAGAUCUUUACGUAAAAUUCAAGAGCAGGAUAUUAUUAACUUUAGAAGGACUCUGUAUCGUGCUGGUGCUCGUGUUAGAAAUAUUGAAGAUGGUGGCCGCUACAGGGACAUUUCAGCUGAAUUCUUCCGCAGAAAUCCAGCUUGCCUUCACAGAUUAGUCCCCUGGUUAAAGCGUGAACUUACCGUUCUUUUUGGAGCUCAUGGAUCUUUAGUGAAUAUUGUCCAGCACAUCAUCAUGAGUAAUGUUACUCGCUAUGACUUGGAAAGUCAGGCCUUUGUGUCUGAUUUAAGACCAUUUUUACUUAACCGGACUGAGCAUUUUAUACACGAAUUCAUCAGCUUUGCUAGAUCUCCAUUUAACAUGGCAGCCUUUGACCAGCAUGCUAAUUAUGAUUGCCCUGCGCCUUCCUAUGAAGAAGGCAGCCAUUCCGAUUCUUCAGUCAUAACAAUAUCUCCAGAUGAGACUGAGACCCACGAGUUGGACAUUAAUGUAGCCACUGUUAGUCAAGCACCAUGGGAUGAUGAAACUCCAGGGCCAUCAUAUUCCAGCUCAGAACAGGUACAUGCCUCCAUGUCUUCCCUUUUAAAUACAUCUGAUAGUUCUGAUGACGAACUUGUAACAAGAGGAACCCCACCUCAGAUACAAGGAGCACAAACCAAUGAGGACCUAAAUAAUGACAGUGAUUCUUCUUCAGACAAUUGCGUCAUUGUUGGGUUUGUUAAACCCCUAGCUGAGAGGACCCCAGAACUUGUUGAACUAUCAUCUGACUCUGAGGAGUUAGGCUCUUAUGAGAAAAUAGAGACAGUCAAGACACAAGAGCCAGAGCACUCGUACAGUUCUGGUGAUAGUGAUAUUAGUAGAUGUUCAUCCCCACGCUCUGUCCUGGGGAAGGAUGAGCACACAAAUAAGGGUCUUUGUGAUUCUGAUGCGAAGAUCCAGUCACAGAAGGAAGAGAAACGAUCCACAUCAUCAUCUCCUAGAGACCUGACCUCAUCUAUGAGAGGAGACAGAGCAUGCUCCCCGCACAACCACAGACACAGAAGAAGGGGGAGAUCAAGAAGUUCUGAUUCAUGUUCUCAGAGAAGUGGGCAUGAUCAGAAGAAUCGUAGAAAGCAUCAUGGUAAGAAAAGAAUGAGAAGCAAACAGUCCAGAAGCAGAGAGAGUAGCAGACCAAGAGGCAGAAGGGACAAAAAGAGAUCAGGAACCAGAGAUCGCAGUUGGUCGAGAAGGAGCCAAACCUUGUCUGUAAGUAGUGAAAGCACAAGUAGAUCAAGGUCUCGUAGCAGUGAUCAUAGUAAAAGAAGAUCACGAAGCAGAAAUAGAGAUCGUUAUUAUUUAAGAAAUAAUUAUGGAAGAUAUAAGUGGGAAUACACCUACUACAGUAGAAAUAAAGAAAGAGAUGGUUAUGAAUCAUCUUAUAGAAGAAGGACUCUGUCCAGGGCUCGUUAUUCAAGACAAUCUUCAAGUCCAGAAUUCAGAGUUCAGUCCUUUUCUGAAAGGACAAAUGGUAGGAAAAAAAAUCACAGUGAAAGGAAGUUUUACUACUACGAAAGGCACAGGUCAAGGAGCCUCUCUAGUACUAGAUCAAGGACUGCAUCCACAGGUCCUGAUCGGGGGAGAAGUGAAAAGCCUGGAGGGAAACGAAAAUAUAAGACACGCCAUUUGGAGGGUUCUAAUGAAGUGGCUCAGCCGUCGCGUGAAUUUGCUUCUAAAGUAAAGGAUGGUCCUUGCCCCAAAUCUUCAAAAUUGGAUGGAAACUACAAAAAUGAGAGUGACAGCUUUUCUGACAGCCGAUCAUCAGACAGAGAAACAAAGCACAAGAGGAGAAAAAGGAGGGCCCGAAGUCUAAGUGUAGAGAUAGUGUAUGAAGGGAAACCUACUGAUACAAACAGACAUCAUAAAAAGAAAAAGAAGAAACACAAGAAGAAGCAUCGAAAACACCAUGGAGAGAAUGCUUCCCGUUCCCCAGUUGUAAUUACCAUCGACAGUGAUAGUGAUAAGGAUUCUGAAGUAAAGGAAGAUCCAGACUAUGACAAUAGUGGUCCUCAGGACUCCGUACACAGUGAGCUUUUGACUCCCUCCUUGGACCCAUUUGAAAAUAAAGAUGUAGUUACCGUAGAAGACGAAUUUGGUACCUUGGAUAAGGAUUGUGAUAUUAUCACUAACAACUUGGACAAUGCCAACAAAACUGUAAAUAAUACACUACAAGUAUCUUCCACUGAACAAACUCUUGAUGUGAGAGAAGAGAGCACUUUUGCCUCUGUCUUGGAGAACCAGCGCAGUAACCUGUCUGUUCCAACUGAACCCUCCAGGCAACUGCCCUCUUCGCGGACAUCAUUAAUGUCAGUGUCUCUCGGUCGAGAACAUGCUAUGUCUUAAAAUUGCCAAAGCAGCUCAUUGAGAAUCUUGAUGGUAUCAAACGAAGGAAAGACAAGGAACAGGGUCAUCUACUGCAGUCUAUUGACUCUUGAUGAAAACUACUUUCUCCUUAAAAUAUUGUGUGUGCGGGGGGAUUGUUUGUUUUGUUUUGUUUUUUGUUAAGAGUUUGUAAGAAAGCAUCUUAUUGUUUGAAAGAUCUGUAAGUCCACUCAGAGAUAAGCACUUUUAAGUGAAGAAAAUGAUAUUGCUAGCCAUUUAUUUAAAACUUGGACUCCUUUUUAAAUAAAAAAUGUAAAUUUUAGAAGUUAUUUCAUAAAGCCAUAUGGUAUUGACAUAUU